AUGAAGGAAGAUGAGACAGUGAACCAAUACUCAGACAAGAUAAUGGCUGUGGUCAACAACAUAAGAUUGCUAGGAGAACAGUUCAGUGAGGCAAGAAUUGUGGAGAAGGUGCUCUCAACAUUGCCUGAAAGAUAUGAGGAGCAAAGGAGAGCCAGCAGGAUGGAAGAGCACCAGGAGGGUGCUUUCCAAGCUAAGGCCAAAGCAGCCUCAAGCACCUCAGCCUAUAAAGGCAAGAAGAAUUGGAAAAGCAGGCCUAAGCCUGAUGCUGCAAGAGGAGGAGAUCGGCUCUGCAGAUUUUGUAAAAGACCUGGUCAUCCAGAGACCAGAUGCUGGUUCAGGCCAGAUGUUGUGUGUCAACACUGCAAGAAGAAGGGCCAUGUUGAAAGGGUCUGCAAAGAAAAAGACAGACCUGGCCAAAACCAACUACAACACAAGGGUGAAGAAGCUCGAGUGGCUGAAAACAACAGUGACCAUGAAGAGCAAGUCUUUGCUGUGUCAUGUCUGGCUGGUCAAGGCAAAGGCUCAAAAGGGUGGUUGCUGGACAGUGGCUGUACCAAUCACAUGUCACCAGAUGCAACAAUUUUCAAAACCUUGGAUAGAAGCUGCAAAACCAGGGUAAAAAUUGGGAAUGGUCAGUUCAUCAAGGCUGAAGGCAAGGGAAAUGUGCUAAUAUGCACUGCCACAGGUGACAAAAUCAUCAAAAAUGUGUUGUUGGUACCAGAGAUUGACAGGAACCUUCUUAGCAUCUCUCAAUUACUAGAGAAAGAUACUCAGUUGUGUUCAAGGGCCAGGAGUGCGAAAUUACUGAUCCCAUUGGAUCAAGCCUCAUAA
Messenger RNA from Gossypium arboreum, 831 nucleotides. RefSeq lists its product as uncharacterized. The record is from RefSeq and is a predicted model, not a curated record. The transcript has 2 exons. Gene Ontology annotation, molecular function: nucleic acid binding; zinc ion binding. Bases 1 to 831 code for a protein of 276 amino acids. NCBI's taxonomy places the organism in Eukaryota, Viridiplantae, Streptophyta, Magnoliopsida, Malvales, Malvaceae.